AUGACCCUCACACCAGCCAACUCUUGCUUCAAGUAGCAACUGCCUCUGAGCUCCUCGGCACCCACUGGGUCUGUGGUGUGCCGGCAUCUAGCUGCUGCCCACAGGUUGCACAUUGACCCACAGAGGAUCUGGCAAGGAUGAAGAAAUGGACUAACUUGGACUCGGGUGAGUCUGAAGACCCACCCCAAGAGGAUUCCUGCCCAGAUCCCCCAGAUGGAGACCCUAAUUAGCCCCCUCCAUCCAAGCCCCACAUUUUCUCCACGACCAAGAGCCGCACCCGGCUCUUUGGGAAGGGUGACUCAGAGGAGGCAUCUCCUAUGGAUUGCUCUUAUGAGGAAGGAGAGCUGACCUCCUGUCCAACCAUCACAGUCAGCUCAGUUGUCAUCAUUCAGAGGCCUGGAGAUGGUCCCACCUGUUCCAGGCAGCUGUCCCAGGAUUCUGUCUCUGCUGGUGCAGAGGAAACCCUCAAGCUCUACGACCGCAGGAGUAUCUUUGAUGCUGUUGCUCAGAAUAACUCCCAGGAGCUGGAGAGCCUGUUGCCCUUCCUCCAGAAGAGCAGGAAGCGCCUCACAGACAGCGAGUUCAAAGACCCUGAGACAGGGAAGACUUGUUUGCUGAAAGCCAUGCUCAACUUGCACAAUGGGCAGAAUGACACCAUCUCUCUGCUCCUGGACAUUGCCCGGCAGACAGACAGCCUGAAGGAGUUUGUCAAUGCCAGCUACACAGACAGCUACUACAAGGGCCAGACAGCACUGCACAUUGCCAUUGAGAGGCGGAACAUGUCUGUGACCCUUCUGGUGGAGAAUGGAGCAGAUGUCCAGGCGGCUGCAAAUGGGGACUUCUUUAAGAAAACCAAGGGACGACCUGGCUUUUACUUAGGUGAGCUGCCCCUUUCCCUGGCUGCAUGCACCAACCAGCUGGCCAUUGUGAAGUUCCUGCUGCAGAACUCCUGGCAGCCAGCCAACAUCAGUGCCAGGGACUCAGUAGGCAAUACAGUGCUGCACGCCCUGGUGAGGGUGGCAGACAACACAGCCGACAACACCAAGUUUGUGACGAGCAUGUACAACGAGAUCCUGAUCCGGGGGGAGCUCCACCCUACACUGAAGUUGGAGGAACUCACCAACAAGAAGGGGUUCACACCACUGGCUCUGGCUGCCAGCAGUGGCAAGAUUGGGGUAGGGAAAGGGACUUUAGCUCAAUGCAGGUCUUGGGCCUAUAUUCUCCAGAGGGAGAUCCAGGAGCCUGAGUGCAGGCACCUGUCCAGGAAGUUCACUGAGUGGGCCUAUGGGCCCGUGCACUCUUCACUCUACGACCUGUCCUGCAUUGAUACCUGUGAGAAGAACUCAGUGCUGGAAGUCAUCGCCUACAGCAGCAGUGAGACCCUGUAAAAUCGCCACGACAUGCUCCUGGUGGAGCCUCUGAACCGACUUCUGCAGGACAAGUGGGACAUUGUCAAGCGCAUUUUCUACUUCAACUUUUUUGUCUACUGCUUAUAUAUGAUUGUCUUCACCACAGCUGCCUACUACAGGCCUGUGGAUGGUUUGCCUCCCUACAAGCUGAAAAACACUGUUGGAGACUAUUUCCGAGUCAUUGGAGAGAUUCUGUCUGUAUCUGGGGGAGUCUACUUUUUCUUCCGAGGGAUUCAAUAUUUCCUGCAGAGGCGGCCAUCUAUGAAGACCUUGUUUGUGGACAGCUACAGUGAGAUGCUUUUCUUCCUAUUCCUUCCUCAGUUUGUGCAGUCACUGUUCAUGCUGGGGUCCGUGGUGCUGUACUUCAGCCACCGCAAGGAGUAUGUGGCUUCCAUGGUGUUCUCCCUGGCCAUGGGUUGGACCAACAUGCUGUACUACACCCGUGGAUUCCAGCAGAUGGGCAUCUAUGCUGUUAUGAUUGAGAAGAUGAUCCUGAGAGACCUGUGUCGGUUCAUGUUUGUCUACCUCGUUUUCUUGUUCGGGUUUUCCACAGCGGUAGUGACACUGAUUGAGGAUGGGAAGAAUGACUCUGAGCCGGCUGAGUACACAUCGCACAGGUGGCGGGGUGCUGGCUGCAAGCCACCUGACAACUACAACAGCCUGUACUCCACGUGUCUGGAGCUGUUCAAGUUCACUAUCGGCAUGGGUGAUCUGGAGUUCACAGAGAACUACGACUUCAAGGCUGUCUUCAUCAUCCUGUUAUUGGCCUAUGUGAUCCUCACCUACAUUCUCCUGCUCAACAUGCUUAUCGCCCUCAUGGGGGAGACUGUGAACAAGAUUGCACAGGAGAGCAAGAACAUCUGGAAACUGCAGAGAGCCAUCACCAUCCUGGACACAGAGAAGAGCUUCCUAAAGUGCAUGAGGAAGGUCUUUCGCUCAGGCAAGCUGCUGCAGGUGGGGUACACACCUGACGGCAAGGAUGACUACAGGUGGUGCUUCAGGGUGGAUGAGGUAAACUGGACCACCUGGAAUACCAACGUGGGUAUCAUCAAUGAGGACCCGGGCAACUGUGAGGGUGUCAAGCGCACCCUGAGCUUCUCCCUGAGGUCAGGCAGAGUUUCAGGGAGAAACUGGAGAAACUUUGCCCUGGUUCCCCUUUUAAGAGACGCAAGCACUCGAGAUAGGCACCAUGCACAGCCUGAGGAAGUUCAUCUGAAGCACUUUGCAGGGUCCCUUAAGCCAGAGGAUGCUGAGGUCUUCAAGGAUUCCAUGGCUCCAGGGGAGAAGUGAGGAAUCCCACCUGGGGUGCUCUCCAUGCUGGGCAUUUGGAUGCCCCACUGCCACUGAGGGGCUGUUCAGGGAACACCAGUGCCUUGUCAGCAGUGUGACCCUCUCCAAGCCUGCCCAGGCACAUUCCUAGGACUACACUGGACCUGCUGUGGGAAGUGUGGUUGGGUGCAUAGGAAGAGCUAUGCAUCCAUCCAUUACUGUCCCUGGGUGAAUCUUCAAUCAGGAAAUGAUCUGCCUUUCAACUUCACACUGACUUCAUUAAACAGUGUGAAGGGUAAAUCUCUACUUGGACAUAGAUUAGACCCUUGUUGUCUUUGAUUUUUAUGCUACUGGGAGUUCAAGUACAUAGAGCCCUUUGAUGAGAACAAAACUUUUCCUUCGAUAUAGAAUGCUAAAGCUCUUACUUUCUGUAUUGUGUUAAUAUCUCACCUGCCCAGAGUACUCUUGUUGUGGGGCUAUUGUUUGAUCCUCUGAGAAGGUGGGAGAUCACUGCUCCCAUUCCCAACUCUGGCAGAAUGAGGUUGUCCCAAGAGUGUCUUUAUUCUUCAGUCUGAAAUAUCAAAGUCCCCAAAAUAUUAGCUCUAUUAUUGUUCAGAUAAAAGUACAGAACCAUGUCCCAAGGGACACAUGGAGGGAAGUUUUCAAUGAUCAUAAUCCUGCUUCCUUGCAGUGCUGAAUGCUUCCACCCCACCCAUCUUGUCAUCCAUCAAAUUAAUAAAUACAUGUAUAUA
This is a messenger RNA of Sciurus carolinensis (gray squirrel), 3430 nucleotides long. RefSeq names its product transient receptor potential cation channel subfamily V member 1 (gene Trpv1). Gene Ontology annotation, biological process: calcium ion import across plasma membrane. Lineage: Eukaryota; Metazoa; Chordata; Mammalia; Rodentia; Sciuridae. Gene Ontology annotation, molecular function: protein binding; calcium channel activity. Gene Ontology annotation, cellular component: membrane. The record is from RefSeq and is a predicted model, not a curated record.